AUGCCCGAAUUUAUCCCUCAAACGCCUGUCUCUGCCAGCGGAGUUCGGUUCUUCAACUGGCCCGGUGCUGGAGAGGAGAUUUCCGAGUCCCUCAAAAUGACACACGCUUGCGUCAUCCCCUCUAGCGCCUCGAUUAUCCAUGUCGUUGGCCAAGCUGAGAUCAGAAGUGACGGCACAGUUCCUUUUGAUUUGACCGAGGAGAUACGCGAAGCGUUUUCUCACAUCGAGCUCUCCCUCCGUGAAGCUGGUCUCACGGGCUCAAGCGAGGAGGUCUGGUCUUGUGUAUACAAGGUGAGGACGUAUCACGCCAAUACCGAUGCCGGAUUUGGCCUCACCCUGCACGGUGUCUUGUUGUAG
This is a messenger RNA of Colletotrichum aenigma, 357 nucleotides long. RefSeq lists its product as uncharacterized. NCBI's taxonomy places the organism in Eukaryota, Fungi, Ascomycota, Sordariomycetes, Glomerellales, Glomerellaceae. The coding region runs from base 1 to 357 and encodes 118 amino acids. The record is from RefSeq and is a predicted model, not a curated record. The transcript has 2 exons.